AUGAAACACACUCAAGAAUCAUCUGAAAAGCUCAACGGCCGUCAAACACUGUUUAUAUCAAAGGAAGCGCGGACAGCUUAUUAUGGCCGUCGUAAGGCCACUGGAAGGAUAGCAUCCACAGCUCAGAUUGCUGGUUCACUCGUCUGUCCAUAUCUUAUCUACAAAGCCGUCACUUCGAGGUGCAUCGACUUCGUUCCUCUUGCGCCCGUUGCAUUCACCUGGAUCAUGGAGUUGCACGCGAUAAUCUAUAGCAUAGCAAUAGACGAUUUUUACAUGAUGCUAGCAAACACUAUCUUCUUUUGCAUGGACGGGUCCCUCUUAGCGAUGUUCUUCAUUUUCCCUAAUGAUAAACCAUAUUUCAAAGUGGAGAUCUCUUAAUCUUCUUCAAUUGUUCUCAAAUGCUCACCUCGUUCGAAAUGUCACAUGUUCAUUUUUUUUGUGAAUACAGAACUGCUUUAAUCAGUGUCUCGAUUUUUUGUGUUGUGUAUCAUUGCGUUUCUACUUCUACACUGUAAUA
Cylicocyclus nassatus is the source of this 517-nucleotide messenger RNA. NCBI's taxonomy places the organism in Eukaryota, Metazoa, Nematoda, Chromadorea, Rhabditida, Strongylidae. The record is from the annotation of a GenBank genome assembly.